Molecule: messenger RNA, 4739 nt
Organism: Mustela lutreola (European mink)
Lineage: Eukaryota; Metazoa; Chordata; Mammalia; Carnivora; Mustelidae
Gene: KCNQ2
Product: potassium voltage-gated channel subfamily Q member 2
Exons: 20
Coding region: 121-2901 (926 amino acids)
Biological process (GO): transmembrane transport; potassium ion transport
Cellular component (GO): membrane
Molecular function (GO): voltage-gated potassium channel activity
Source: RefSeq, a predicted model, not a curated record
CCGCCGCCGCUGCCGCCUCGGCCAUGCGGCUCCCGGGCCGGGGGCCUGGGCUCGGGCCCGCGCCGCCCCUCGCGCGUCUCCCCCGCUGAGCCCGCGCCCGGCCGGGGCGCCGCCGGCACCAUGGUGCAGAAGUCGCGCAACGGCGGCGUGUACCCCGGCCCGAGCGGGGAGAAGAAGCUCAAGGUGGGCUUCGUGGGCUUGGACCCCGGCGCGCCCGACUCCACCCGGGACGGCGCGCUGCUCAUCGCCGGCUCCGAGGCUCCCAAGCGCGGCAGCAUCCUGAGCAAGCCGCGCGCGGGGGGCGCGGGCGCCGGGAAGCCCCCGAAGCGCAACGCCUUCUACCGCAAGCUGCAGAAUUUCCUGUACAACGUGCUGGAGCGGCCGCGCGGCUGGGCGUUCAUCUACCACGCCUACGUGUUCCUGCUGGUCUUCUCCUGCCUCGUGCUGUCGGUCUUCUCCACCAUCAAGGAGUACGAGAAGAGCUCGGAGGGAGCGCUCUACAUCUUGGAAAUCGUGACCAUCGUGGUGUUCGGUGUGGAGUACUUUGUGCGGAUCUGGGCGGCGGGCUGCUGCUGCCGGUACCGCGGCUGGAGGGGGCGGCUCAAGUUCGCCCGGAAGCCCUUCUGUGUGAUAGACAUCAUGGUGCUCAUCGCCUCCAUUGCUGUGCUGGCCGCCGGCUCCCAGGGCAACGUGUUCGCCACGUCGGCGCUCCGCAGCCUGCGUUUCCUGCAGAUCCUGCGCAUGAUCCGCAUGGACCGGCGCGGCGGGACCUGGAAGCUGCUGGGCUCCGUGGUCUACGCCCACAGCAAGGAGCUGGUGACGGCUUGGUACAUCGGUUUUCUGUGCCUCAUCCUGGCCUCCUUCCUGGUUUACUUGGCUGAGAAGGGGGAGAACGAUCACUUUGACACCUACGCCGAUGCCCUGUGGUGGGGCCUGAUCACCCUGACGACCAUUGGUUACGGGGACAAGUACCCCCAGACCUGGAACGGGAGGCUCCUGGCCGCCACCUUCACCCUCAUUGGCGUCUCCUUCUUCGCUCUUCCCGCGGGCAUUCUGGGGUCUGGCUUUGCUCUGAAAGUUCAAGAGCAACAUCGGCAGAAGCACUUUGAGAAGAGGCGGAACCCUGCAGCAGGCCUGAUCCAGUCGGCCUGGAGGUUCUACGCCACCAACCUGUCCCGCACGGACCUCCACUCCACGUGGCAGUAUUACGAGCGCACGGUGACUGUGCCCAUGUACAGCUCGCAAACUCAAACCUACGGGGCCUCCAGACUCAUCCCGCCCCUGAACCAGCUGGAGCUUCUGCGGAACCUUAAGAGCAAAUCCGGGCUCACCUUCAGGAAGGAGCCUCAGCCGGAGCCGUCUCCCAGGCCGGCGGGAGACUUUCUGUGCGGCCCCCUCACGGCCGCUGCUUGGACGCGGGCGCGGUGGGCGGACCCCAAGCCCAGAGCCGCGGCCGCAGGUAAAGGCAGACCGUGCAGAGAGUCCCUGUGUGGAUGCUGCCCCGGACACACUAGUCAGAAGGUCAGUUUGAAAGACCGUGUCUUCUCCAGCCCCCGAGGUGUGGCUGCCAAGGGCAAGGGGUCCCCUCAGGCCCCGACCGUCCGGCGGUCUCCCAGCGCCGACCAGAGUCUGGAGGACAGCCCGAGCAAGGUGCCGAAGAGCUGGAGCUUUGGGGACCGCAGCCGGGCGAGGCAGGCCUUCCGGAUUAAGGGCGCGGCGUCCCGGCAGAACUCGGAAGCGAGCCUCCCCGGGGAAGACAUCGCAGAAGACAUUAAGAGCUGCAACUGCGAGUUUGUGACGGAAGAUCUGACCCCGGGCCUCAAAGUCAGCAUCCGGGCCGUGUGUGUGAUGCGGUUCCUGGUGUCCAAGCGCAAGUUCAAAGAGAGCCUGCGGCCGUACGACGUGAUGGACGUGAUUGAGCAGUACUCGGCCGGCCACCUGGACAUGCUGUCCCGCAUCAAAAACCUGCAGUCCAGGAUAGAUAUGAUUGUGGGCCCCCCACCCCCUUCAACUCCCCGGCACAAGAAGUACCCCACCAAAGGACCCACGGCCCCUCCGAGAGAGUCACCCCAGUACUCACCUAGAGUGGACCAGAUCGUGGGGCGGGGCCCGGCGAUCACCGACAAGGACCGCACCAAGGGCCCGGCCGAGGCGGAGCUGCCCGAGGACCCCAGCAUGAUGGGGCGGCUGGGAAAAGUGGAGAAGCAGGUCCUGUCCAUGGAGAAGAAGCUGGAUUUCCUGGUGAACAUCUACAUGCAGCGUAUGGGCAUCCCCCCGACGGAGACGGAGGCCUACUUUGGGGCCAAGGAGCCAGAGCCCGCGCCGCCAUACCACAGCCCCGAGGACAGCCGGGAGCACGGCGACAGAGGCGCCUGCAUCAUCAAGCUUAUCCGCUCAGCCAGUUCCACGGGCCAGAAGAACUUCUCGGCGCCCCCGGCCCAGUGCCCGCCGUCCACCUCGUGGCAGCAGCAGUGCCCCCCGCGCCAGGGCCACGGCACCUCCCCCGUGGGUGACCCCGGCUCGCUGGUGCGGAUCCCGCCCCCUCCUGCCCACGAGCGGUCGCUCUCGGCCUACAGCGGGGGGCCCCGGGCCAGCACAGAGUUCCUGAGGCACGAGGGGGCCCUGCGGGACAGCGACACGUCCAUCUCCAUCCCGUCGGUGGACCACGAGGAGCUGGAGCGCUCGUUCAGCGGCUUCAGCAUCUCCCAGUCCAAGGAGAACCUGGACGCCCUCAACAGCUGCGGUGCGGCCGCCGCACCCUGCGCCAAAGUCCGGCCCUACAUCGCAGAGGGCGAGUCGGACACGGACUCGGACCUCUGCACCCCCUGCGGGCCCCCGCCACGCUCCGCCACCGGGGAAGGCCCUUUCGGUGACGUGGGCUGGGCCGGGCCCCGGAAGUGAGGCCGCCCGCCGGCCUCUCCCUAACUCUCGGCCUUCCAGGCUGGAGUCCCCCGGUGGUCACCGAUUCGACACAGUAACACGGAAGCCAAGGGGGCGACAUUCUCUCCUCUACUGGCCCCACGUUCAGGGGCCCUCCGUAGAGCAUGUGCCCCCUGCCUGUGCCGGGUGUGGAUGGAAUCGGCCCUGAGACGUUUCUAGACGCUUCUUGAAGCCCAGAGGUGUGGAUGGCCCCUGGGAGGCCUUUGUAGAAAUGCUGAUGUUUGUAUCUAUUUCGUAUUCUCCCCAAAUUGUAAAUAAUGUACAGAGCGGUGGGCUCAGGGGUUCGUCCCUGACGUGACGCUGCAAGACCGGAGUGAAGACGCAGGGUCCCACCCUCCGAUGUCACAAGCCCUUGAAAUAAACGUGGUGUGCAGAGGGACAGCCUGACAGCCCGCGGAGGGUUUGGGGGCCCCCAGCUGCGUGGCUGGGUCCCGAGCAGCCGGUGGGACUCCGUGCCCCUGGUGCCCCCCAGUGCUCAUGGCUCCCUUCACGACCAACGCUGUCCUGAGUCAUCCUCGGCUGCCUUCCAUGACCCUGGAGCGGAUCUUCAGGCCACCUGCUUCGAUGGGCCGAAGCUGGGCAAGAGGCAGGAGGCCUGGGUGGGGCCCGGAAGGAAUGGGCUGCUGCUCCCGGCACCAGGGAGGCUGUGUGUUGUCCCAGGCCAGCUGCCCUCCCCUGGGCCCCUGCCAAGCCCUAAGUAGGAGAGACAGCCAGGGAGGACUUCCUGAAAGAGGCGGCAUGGUGGGACUGGAACCCAGGAAAGCCAGCUGCCUAGGCUAGGGCCCUGGUGGCCUCUGGAGCGUGCACGGGCGGUGGCCACGGUUCACUGGAUAGGCCAUCUUGUGGGGGGGGGGCUGACGGCAGACCCCAGAAGGAGACGCGGUGGGGAGAGAGGCUUCAGCAAACAGGGUAGAGAGAGCGAGGAAGACCCGCUCCCUGGCAGGUGAGACCCUCCGUCCACCUCUCAAAGGCACCCAUAGGGUUGGAGGAAUUGGGGGGGCCUCUGGUCUCGACACCCGGUGGGCAGAGGAUGCCAGGAAGAGCCUGGGGACCGCCCAGGUCAGGUGCAGGGGGAGGGGCCCCCGGGGGUGGCGCUGUGUUCUGGCCCCCCAGUGCCGUAUGCCCAACUCUGGCUGGGUUUCAUAAUGUCGUUGCCUUAAUGCACGUGGACGGAAAUUCACCGAGGUCGCCCCAGGCCCCCGGCGUCUGCCCGGCACCGCACCCUGCCCCCUCGUCCAGGGGACCGGCGCUAUGGUCGGACGCAGAGCGGGCAAUGGACCAGGAACCGGCCCUGUGCCCGCCGGGACCCUCCUCACCCCGUCCCGCGCCUGCCCCUGCCGCUCGCUGCCCCGCGGCCCCCACCCGUGCUGCUGCCUUGGCCGUCUGCACUUUGUUCAUGCUCCAAAGAAUUCUUCAUUUGCCUUCAGUACUGACGUGCCCUUCCGACCACGUGUAUGCACCCCUGCACCACAGCCGCCGGGCCUUUCUGUUUCGUGAAUGUGUCACCACCGCACACUCGACCCUCGACUCGCGCAUUGUCCGUUUUCUAGGGAUAGAUGCCCAGGGAAUGAACUCUAGUUUUGUACGGACCAGCCGAGACACUAACUUCUCAACUCACUGUCCGCUUCACACUUGUCCCCGAGAAUGGGGCCUGGCCUGGGUUUGCCCGGCGACUUCAGGGGUGGAAUCCGGCAGCAGGGGCGCAUGUGAAAAGUUCCGGGAAGUUCUACUGCCGCGGGGACCUGUCCGGAAGCCCAGUGGGCCUGUGCACUUAGUAAAACACGGUGAUUCAACCUGCA